Molecule: messenger RNA, 6698 nt
Organism: Condylura cristata (star-nosed mole)
Lineage: Eukaryota; Metazoa; Chordata; Mammalia; Eulipotyphla; Talpidae
Gene: ALMS1
Product: Alstrom syndrome protein 1
Exons: 24
Coding region: 1-6597 (2198 amino acids)
Biological process (GO): regulation of centriole replication
Cellular component (GO): cytosol; centrosome; centriole
Source: RefSeq, a predicted model, not a curated record
AUGGAGCCUGAGGACUUACCGUCGCCCAGCGAGCUGGAGGAGGAGGAGGAGGAGGAGGCAGAGGCGGCGGAGGAGGAGGGGGCGGAGGCGGGGAACUUGGAAGAGGACGAGGUGGUGAUGGUGGAGGACCUGGAGGAAGAGGAGGGCCGGGAGCUGGGUGCUGACUGUGACUACGAAAACCAGCCUCGGGAGAGUACGGACGACGAGUAUGACGAGGAGGCCCAGGCCUGGCUGCAGGCGCAACCCAGCGGCACUUUGACUCCGCACACGCUCCCGAGGCACCGCUACGCCUUGGACGAACGGGCCGGCUUGGAGAAGAGAACAGAAUCUUGGCAUUGUCUUCCUCAAGUAAUGGACUCUUCCCAAACUGUGACUACACCUCAGACCAAGUUUAAUGUGAGAGAGGAAGAGACCGAAGUGACAGAUUGCCCCUCUCUGGAGGAAGGUGUAUUGACCCAAUCAGAAAAUCAUGUAAAGGAUUCCAACAGAGAUCUCCUAUGUUCUCCGUUGCUUGUCAUACAAGACAACUUUGCUUCUCCUGAUUUGCCUUUGCUCACAUGUUUGAAACAAGAUCAAGAGUUUGGGCCUGAUUCCUUUUUUCAGCGAAGUGAACUAGAUUUUGCACCUCUGAGGGGAAUUCCUGGUAAGUCUGAAGACACUGAAUGGUUUUCUCGACCUUCGGAAGUUAGUGAAGCUCUAUUCCAGGCAGCCUCAAAAGUAGCUUCAGAUUUAGUUAACAGUUGCUUUAGUGUAUCUCAGCACCCACAUACAGGUAGUACAACUGUUGAGUCUCAGUGCUCUUUUUUACCUCCUGAACAAGGGACUAAAGAGACUAUUACAUCUCAAACAGCUGAUGAACUGAAAACCCCCAAAGACUCUGAGAGUUAUGAUGCUCUUUGUUCAUAUAUGUCAUGGAAGACACAAGAAGUUGUACGGGAGCCAGAAACCAGUCUGGCUGAUAAAGAUCAAGCCUCUAUUUCAACUUCAACUGAUAUAAGUGAUGAAUACAUAACUCCUAAAGGAAAUUCAUCUGACACAGUUGAUAACAAUAAAAUUCCUAAGGGGAAUGACAGUUUUAGUGACCCUUUUUCAUAUAUGCAAUGGAACAAGCAGGGAGCUUCACAUUAUCCAGAAGUACCACAUUGUCCAAUCGUGAAAGAGUCGACUUCAGAUUCUUUGGUUUCACAAGACUUAAACCAGCAUACCUUUGAAGAAGUUACAGAUUCCUCAAACUGUAUUUUGGAGGGCCUGCAGGGGAAGGCUGAGUCUGACAUCUGUACUCUGGAUGAUGAUAUUGAAUCCUGUAGCCUAGAUGAAAAUGCUGUUGUAUGCAGUGACAGAGUUGCUGAAGUACAAAGAGAGAUAUGUGACCAAGGUGACUUGACUAAUGAGAGCAUUGAGCUGGUAGGUUUUAAAAAUGUGCUUGAUCGAGACAUUGGUGAAAGCUCCCUACACUGGAAAUCUUUAAAAUUGCCAUCUAAGGAAGAGAGCAGUUUUGAAGAAUCUGUCGAUCACUCUAAUGUGGACAUUAAACAACCUUUUUCAUCUAUAUUGCCUUCACUUGUUACUCAUGAGCCAAUCCGAAAGUUGAAUUACCACCCUGCAGAUCUCAGAAUGUUGAGAAUAUCUCCUGACACUAUGUCAAAGACUUUCAAGCACUUAACAGCCUGGAACCUGAAGUUUAACUUGGCUCAUGAAUAUGAGUGUGGCUACUCAAUUUCAGAAUUAAAUGAAGAUGACCGGAGAAAAGUAGAAGAGAUCAAAGCAAAAUUGUUUCAUCAUGAGGGAACAACUGCUUUGUCCAAGGGUUUACAGAGUCCACAGGGAAUAGGAUGCAAACCUGAAGCUCUAUGUAGUCACAUUAUAAUUGAGAGCCAUGAGAAAGGAUGUUUCAGGACUCUAACUGCUGAACAACAACCACAACUGGAUACACACCCUUGUAUUUUCAGAUCUGCUGAACCCUCAGAAAUGAUCAGAGGACAACGAAGCCCAUCGUCAUGGAGGAGCAGGCACAUUAAUCUUUGUAAAUCACUAGACCAUAGCAAGCCCCAUUUCAAAGUUUGGAAUUCCUUGCAGUUUCAAAGUCAUUCCCCAUUUGAAAACUUUACAGCUGAUGAUUUCAAAAUUAGUGAGGGUCUUCAAAUGCCUUUCCAUGAAAAGAUGGAUCCUUGGCUGUCAGAAUUAGUAGAUCCUGCUUAUAUGCUUCCACCUGAAGAAAUAGAUUGUCAUUUUCCAUCACGUUGUUCAUCACAAUUGCCACCCCCAGAAUCCAUGAAAAAGUUUACGACCUCCAUCACUUUUUCAUCUCACCGGCACUCUAAAUGCAUUUCAGAUUCCUCUGUUUUUAAGGUUGGUGUUACUGAAGGUAGCCAAUGUACUGGAGCAUCUGUGGGGGUAUUUAAUUCUCAUUUCACUGAAGAGGAAAAUCUUUCUAGAGAUCUAAAACAGAAAACCUGUUCUCCUUCAUCAUUUAAAAUUAUUGGUCACUCACCAGAUAAAGCUGUGACUAUUUUAGCAGAAAGUAGUAGACAAAACCAAAAAUCACCUGUUGAGCUUUCUCACCAAGAAGAAAAACCCUUAGAAAGGUCACAUUUUAAAAGUAGUCAUUUUGAGCCCAGUACUCAUGCAAAUUCUAGCAAUUUUAAGGAAGUUCACUUUUCUGAUGACCAUACCUUCAUUAGCAUGGACAGGCCAAGUUCCACACAAUCUGUAAAAGAGAAGAAUGUAACUAUAACUCCAGAUUUUCCUUCGCAAAUUUUCCUUGAACAGCGAGAGCUCUUCGAGCGGUACAAAUUACCACUUACAGGUCAUCAUGUGGGAAAACAUUCUCCCCCUCCUCAGCGUCAGGAUUAUGUGGCUCCAAACCUACCUUGUUGCAUUUUUCUUGAAAAACGAGAACUCUCUGAACAAAGUAAAGCACCACAUGUAGAUCAUCAGAUGAAAGAAAAUGAAUUACCCUCCCCUCAAGGUCAGGAUAGUGUUGCUUCAGACACUCCUUAUUCCAUUUUUCUUGAGCAACGUAAACUCUUUGAACAAAGCAAAGCCCCAAAUAAAGAUUACCACAUAAGAAAACACCCUUCUCCCCUUCCUCAAGAUAAGGAUUGUAUAGUAGAAAAGAAGAAUCAACAUAAAUAUAAAUCACACAUUAGUAAUGUGAUAAAUAUUGAACCCAACUCCAAUAAUGUGGUCUCCCAGUCAACCCCAAAUCAGUAUACAUCAGUAACAUCUGCAUCUACUCCACCUUCAAAUAGAAAAGCAAUUUCUUGUGUUCGUAUAACUUUUGGUCCCAAGACUCCUUCCAAGUUGGAUAGUGGAACCUUAGAUACGACAUUUCAUUCACUGGAUCCUGCUGCUAAAACAAGGAUGAAUAGUGAGCUUAACUCUGACCCACAAACUAUAUCUUCAAGAUCAUUGGAACCGGCCUCCAAAUUAUUGACCAGUAAACCUAUAGUGCGAGGUCAAGAAUUUCUAGAUUUUCUAGGACCAAAAUCUUCACCGGAUUUACAAGUUGUACAGUCUCCUCUUCCAGAGAGUAAUACUCAGGACUUGAAAAUUACACCUUUUCAAAAUAGUCAGUCAGUAACUUCAAGGCAAACACAAGUGAACAUUUCAGAUUUGGAAGGAUAUUCCAAUCCAGAAGGUACUCCAGUAUCUGCAGAUAGACCUUCAGAAGAGAUUAAGACACCAUUUUCAGCCUUUUCUGGAAAAUUAUCAUCUGAUGCAGUCACUCAGAUAACAACAGAAAGUCCAGAUAAAACUUUGCUUUCAUCUGAGAUUUUUAUUACUGAUCAAGAUCUUACACAGGCAAUUCCAGAACCCAAAACCCAAAAGAUCCUCAGCAAAGUUCCCAUAAAACUUGCUUCCUCAUCAUCAAUCCAACAGAUUACUGUUUCUCGUGGCACAGAUGCCCAGCCUUCAUUGUUGCCAUAUAAACCUUCUGGGGAGAUGAAGAUGUACUAUGUUCCACAAUUAAAACAAAUUCCUUCAUCUAUGGAUUCCAAAUCAGACACCACUAUUGAAAGCUCACACUCAGGGUCCAAUGAUGCCAUUGCUCCAGAUUUUCCUGCUCAGGUGCUAGGCACACGGGAUGAUGACCUGGCAGUCACUGUUAACAUUAAACAUAAAGAGGGGAUCUACAGUAAGCGGCCAGUGGCCAAGGCAUCCUCAUCAGUGGGGCAAAAACCCUUUCAGAAAGAUAAUGCAGAUGCUCAAGUUCAGGUUACCACCACUAAGGAUGAGAGACUCUUAGACAAAAACCAGAAAGAGGAAAUUCACAGUAAGUGGGGAGUGACUGUGGACGCACAAUCUGAAGAGAAAGAAUCCUUGCAGAAAGACACUACAGGUUCCAGUGAUGCUGCUGCUACAGGGAGCUUAGCUCAACUACCAGACACAAAAACUGAAAAUUUACCAGACACUAAAGAAAUUAAGCAAAUAGAGGAAGCCCAUACUGAGAUGCCAGUGACAAAGGAAGCCUGGUCAGAAAAUAAAACAUCCUUACAGAUAGAUAUUGCAGGACCUGGAUUUGAAAAUACAACCCAUUCUGUCUUCAGGUCAGCCAAAUUUUACUUUCAUCAUCCAGUACACCUGUCAAAUGAUCAAGAUUUUAGUCAUGAAUCUUUAGGAAGGACUGUUUUCAUGGGGCAUGCUUGGAAAGAUUUCUUUCAGCAUCAUCCAGACAACCAUAGAGAACAGACUUCUCUUCCUCCCCCUAAUCAAGAUGCAGAAAAGAGAACAACAGACUAUACCAAAAUAGAGAGCCUCAGUAUCAAUGUGAAUUUGGAAAACAAAGACGCAGUGCAUAACCAGACUAGAGAUUAUUUAAAACUUGACCAGAAAAUUAAUGAUCCAAAAAGGGAUCAUAAGAUCAUCCCAGAACAAACAACUCAACACACUGCAAGCUUGAAUGAACUCUGGAACAAGUAUCAGGAGAGACAGAGGCAACAGAAGCCUUCUGAGUUCACAGACAGGAAAGAAUUAUCCUUGGUGGAGCGACUUGAUCGUUUGGCUAAACUUCUUCAGAAUCCCAUUACACAUACUCUUCAGGCUGCAGAAAGCACACAAGAUGAUAGCAAAGAGGAACAAGAUGUUAAAGAAGGGAGUGGUAAACAGCAACAGCAGAAAAACAAGCUUCAAAAAAAAAAGCGAUAUAAAGGUCUAGAGAAAUGCUAUAAAACUACAGAUCUUAAAAAAAACAAGGUGUUUCCUACUCGUCAAAUUGGGAGAUCCAAUCAGAUUAAAAUUGAGCAAAUUAAAUUUGAUAAAUAUAUUCUGAGAAGACAGCCAGGGUGUCAUUAUACAAACAACACUUCUUCAGAUUCUAGGCCUUCAGAGGAGAGUGAUUUGCUCACAGAUACUCCCACCAACAUCCUUUCCCCCACCACUUCUGUGGAUUCAGAUAUAUUGACUCAAACAGAUAAAGAAGUGACAUAUGAAAGGAGCAGCUCUAUUUCUACCAUUGACACUGCCCGAUUGAUUCAAGCUUUUGGACAUGAAAGAGUUUGUCUGUCACCCAGGCAAAUUAAAUUAUACAGCAGCAUUACUGACCAUCAGAGAAGAUACCUUGAGAAGCGGAGCAAGAACAAGAGAGCACUGAAUAUAGGUCAUCCCCAAAUGACCUCUGAGCACACCAGAAGGAAACACAUCCAGGUUUCUAACCAAGUGAUUUCCUCUGACUCUAUUUCAUCUCCUACCAAUAGUUUCUGGAGCUUGAGCUCUACUUUUUGCAACAAGCAAAAUGUACAAAUGUUAAACAAAGGAGUACAAGCAGGUAAUUUGGAGAUUGUGAAUGGUGUCAAAAAACACACUCGAGAUGUUGGGUUGACCUUCCCAACUCCAGUUUCUAGUGAGGCUAAAGUAGAAGAGGAUAGUGAUGUGGCUUCUUGGUCAGAAGAUAAGAUAGAAGAGAAAAUGCUCCUUACCAGCUAUGUCGGGGACAGAAAAUCAAGGAAGAACAAACAGAGGUGCUGUGAAGGAGUUUCCUGGUUUGUUCCUGUGGAAAAUGUGAAAUCUGGAUCUAAGAAGGAAAACCUACCCAACAAGUUUUAUGGUCCUGGUAUCGCCUGGUUUGCACCAAUAACCAACACUAAACCUUGGAGGGAGCCACUGCGGGAACAUAACUGGCAAGGGCAGUGUGUGGACAGCCACAGACCUCUGGCAGGGCCAGGCAGAGAUCCACCAAGGCCAUUUGUGAGAGCAACUUUACAGGAAUCACUUUGGCUACACAGACCUGAUUUCAUCUCUCGCUCUGGGGAGCGCAUAAAGCGCUUGAAGUUAAUAGUUCAAGAGAGGAAGCUGCAGAACAUGUUACAGAGUGAACGGGAGGCACUGUUCAACACUGUGAGAGAAUGGCAGUGCUAUCGGGACCCCAUGCACCCACUCUCUAAAAGAGGCUUCCUGGCUGCCCAAAAGAACAGACCUAUUGGAAAGAAAGAAAUGAUUCAGAGGUCUAAACGGAUUUAUGAGCAGCUUCCAGAAGUCCAGAAAAAGAGAGAAGAGGAAAAGAGGAGAUCGGAAUAUAAGUCAUACCGACUGCGAGCCCAGCUAUAUAAAAAGAAAGUGACCAAUCAACUCUUGGGGAGAAAAGUUCCCUGGGACUGACCUAAGAUUAUUUUCCUCAGAGCCUUGGAAUCAUAUUUUAUCAACAUGGAGAAGCACAACCCUUACUUUUAUGAAUCUGGCUUAAUAAAACUUAAUCUUCA